Aureococcus anophagefferens is the source of this 2127-nucleotide messenger RNA. RefSeq lists its product as hypothetical. Lineage: Eukaryota; Pelagophyceae; Pelagomonadales; Pelagomonadaceae. The transcript has 4 exons. The record is from RefSeq and is a predicted model, not a curated record. The annotation marks the transcript as partial.
AUGGUUUUAAAAAUCUGUGCAGACUCUGAUGACUCUCAGGACGAGGACGAGGACGAGGCCGGACACGAGUCGGAUUCGUACGAUUUCGACGCAAAUCCAAAGCCCACUAGAGAGACCGAACGGCAACAACACCUAACGAGGGUGCAGCCUGGGCAACAACACCUAACGGGGGUGCAGCCUGGUGGGGGAUACAAAACUAUUGCUGGCCUGCACUACAUGUAUCAUAAUCAAGGGAUGGCGCCGCCCCUGCGUGGGCAUCGCGUCAGUCUCCAAAAAAUGUUUGCGUGCUUUGUAGUCUUGUUUAUGACGUCAUGGUAUCGCGCACACUACCACUGGACCACUCUCCGUCUUUCAGUGCUCGAGCUUCAAAGUACGCUGUCCGGUUUCGAACGAAGACAUGCACUAAAGAUCACUGCCGUUAAAGGUAAACUAUUACAGUAUGAAGAAGAGCUCGCUUCUUGGAAGUCUCGUUACAGAACACUAGAGUUGCACUCAAUGGAACAGCUUCUGAAAGCUGCAAAUGAGCUCAACCUGUCUGAGGGGGCAGCAAAAUCCAGUACCAAUUCUAUGGAAGGUGUGAGUCGUCAAGGUGGGACCAAAAAACCAUCGCAGAUCGGGAAUCAAUACGCACCUAAGACUGCGGAAGUCUUGAAGCGCGGUGCAUUUCUAGCACUCGGUGCAUGCUCUGCAGGAGAAGCACAGCUGUGUCGCAACGCAGUUGAAUUCCCUACACAGCCCGCGAAAGAAUCGCGGGAUGGAAAGGUAAGUUUUAUUAACGCAAGUUUGCGCUUUACUCUAGUGGAAGCCUUGAAACAGACGGUGGAUGGGACUCGAGGCGCGCUCAGAGAAGCUCGCCAUACUUUUACACCGCGUCCAGACAAUCAUACGCUGCAAAGAUGUGCAUCCCAAUUCAAUAAACCGCCGCCACUAUCAGCACAGCUACGUGCUUUUGCAGAGCAUGUUUGGGCGCUGGGAUCAGAACGGCGAAUCGCUUACUCUGUGGUAGACUACCACUAUCGGAGGGGCGUGGCUGAUGUUGCUCUCAACUACAAGAGUGCCUGCGAUGUCACUUCGUUUCUCUGCGUUGCACUAGACCUCAAGACGGCGGUCCAUGCAUGCGCCCUGGGCCUCGAUGCCGUCCUCUACACCGCGAAUAAAGCGGAAAUUGAGGGAAUUGUAAAAAAACGCCAGCUAGAGCUUCGCGCACGCAAUAAUUGCCAGUCUCGUCUACGCGGGAAGGAGGGCCAUGGAGGGCAGUUAGAUGCGGGGAAAUAUGCCAUACUGGGCACUGGCAGAGGUGCAGGGAUUGGCGCGCCCCGACAGGGGGGGGGGCGAGAGUCUGCCGCGCCUCCGUCGCGCGCCCGAAGCCACCCUUUGAGGGGGGACAAUUUUGAGCGCGGCUGCAAACUUCUUGCACAGUUAGACCAGCAGCGGUGGGACAACGAUGAGAGUUUCAGGAAUCUGGUUGUGGCAUUGACAGCGAUUGAUCGGAGCAUGCUCGAUGAAGAAGAGAACAGCGGCGAUGAGCGCGAAGCUUGUAUUGAGGGUGGCCGCCCCCCAGUUCGGACCGGUGCGCCGCCACUCGACGGGAACCGUGGCGCGUCCAAGUCAAUUUUUGAAAUUUUCCGGAAGGAGGCUCUCAGUAAGCGUACGUUCACGGACGUAGUAAUUACAGCAGCAGAGGAGCGAAAUCUUUCUGAGGCCCUGACGCAGCAGUUGACCAAGGACAAUGAUGGUAGACUAUUCCUUCCAACGUUACGCUUCACAAAGCCCUCAAAACCGCACAACAAGAGUGUGAUGCCAAAGCCGUUGAGUGCAGACCAGUUGUACCAAAACAAGCUUUUCGUGAAACAAUGUCGAAUCACGUGGAAGCGCGCUCAGAGAGAGAUGCAUUCGAAGCUCGGCGCACACCUGGAGAAAGUGAGUGCGGUCGUGGCAGUCGGGGAUCGGGCAAAGGUCACAGCGACGGGCCUGUGGCAAAUAGGCGUGAAUCAGCUAGCUAAGUGGAGCGAAGAGGAUGAGGAGGCAAAACGGCAAACGGCAAAGGAGGAUCAGCUCGAGAGAGAAGACCGCGCCAAAAUCACUCAUGCAGGCUUCGUGAAGCGUAAAGAUCGCCAACUCAUCAGG